Molecule: messenger RNA, 2670 nt
Organism: Oryza sativa Japonica Group (Japanese rice)
Lineage: Eukaryota; Viridiplantae; Streptophyta; Magnoliopsida; Poales; Poaceae
Product: BTB/POZ domain-containing protein NPY1
Molecular function (GO): protein binding
Source: RefSeq, a predicted model, not a curated record
UGCAGUAGUUGCCCUCCAUUUAUGAAAGAGAAGAGAACCUUUCCCCUGCGACAAGCUCAACUGAAAAUUUGGAAAAAAGAAAUGACCAGGCCACACAGCUACUGCUGCCUCCUACUCCUGCGUAGUAGCCGGAACGCAGUAAAGAUGCCGAGUUAAUACCACCUCCCCUCUCCUCACCAAACCAAACCAUCUCUCUCUCUCUUCUUUCUCUCUGAGCCCGUGUGUGUUUCUUGGGGCUGAGCUGUUUGCUCUCCUGGUCUUCUUCUCUUCUCUUCUACUGCUUCCUGGAUAAAAACAAGAGGCAGGAGGAGGCAAAGGAGACGUGAGAUGUAAGCAAGGAGCACACACACACACACACACACACUGAGCUGAGCUGAGCUGCAGAGAGGUUGUCGUCAAGGAGAGGAAGAGAGAAAGAGAGAGAAGCAGAGCAGAGGAGAGCAUUUGGUAUUUGUUCUUCAUCUCUGCUUCCGCCAUGAAGUUCAUGAAGCUUGGGUCCAAGCCGGACGCCUUCCAGACCGACGGCGGCGGCGACUCCAGAUAUGUGUUGUCUGAACUUCCAUCAGACAUUGUCAUCCAUGUGGAGGAGGCAAGGUUCUACCUGCACAAGUUCCCCUUACUAUCCAAGAGUAGCCUUCUACAGAGGCUGAUCAUUGAGGCCAGCCAGAAUGGCACUGAUGAAGUUUACAUCCAUGACAUCCCUGGUGGAGUGAAAAUAUUUGAGAUCUGUGCAAAGUUCUGCUAUGGCAUGGUUGUGACCCUCAACGCGUACAAUGUCGUCGCCGCAAGAUGUGCAGCCGAGUUACUUGGGAUGACUGAAGAUGUUGACAAGAGCAACCUGGUGUUCAAGAUCGAGGUGUUCCUCAACUCCGGCAUCUUCAGAAGCUGGAAAGACUCGAUCAUAGCGCUGCAAACCACUGAUGCAUUGCUACCAUGGUCAGAGCAGCUGAAGCUGGCUGCAAGAUGCAUUGACUCCAUUGCUUCCAAGGCUACCUCCAACCCCUGCAAUGUGGUGUGGUCAUACACAUACAACCGGAAAUCGGCGUCGUCCGAUGAGAUUGUGGAAGCGAGGAAGAACUCGCAGCCGGUUCCGAAAGACUGGUGGGUUGAGGAUCUGUGUGAGCUGGAUGUAGACCUCUACAAGCGUGUCAUGGUUGCUGUCAAGUCCAGAGGAAGGAUCACUUCUGAUGUUGUUGGGGAAGCUCUCAAGGCCUAUGCUUCAAGGUGGCUUCCUGAAUGCUUCGACACCGCGGCAAUCGAUGACGACGCCUACUCCAUGGCGUACAACCAUCUGCUCGAGACGAUCGUCUGGCUGCUGCCGUCAGACAAGGGGUCAUCGUGCUGCUCAUGCCGGUUCUUCCUCAAGCUUCUGAAGGUCGCCGUCCUGAUCGGCUCCGGUGAGAUGCUGAAGGAGGAGCUCAUGGACAGGGUGAUCCUUCAGCUGCACAAGGCCUCUGUCUGUGACCUCCUGAUCCCGGCAAGGCCACCGGCGUUGACCACCUACGACAUACAGCUGGUGCUGACGCUCGUCGGCAGGUUCAUGAGGCGAGCCGGAGUGACUGAAGAUGGGAUCUUCCUCAACAACCUUGAUCAAGAGAUGUUCGAGACCGACGUCGACGAUGAAUCUUUGCUCGCACUGUCCAAGAUUGUUGAUGGAUACUUGGCUGAGGUCGCCUCUGAUCCAAACCUGUCGGUCUCGAGCUUCGUUGCAGUGGCGACCUCCAUGCCUGAUGCAGCAAGAGCAACCCAUGAUGGACUGUACACCGCCAUUGAUGUCUUUCUCAAGUUGCAUCCGAAUUUGCCGAAGGCGGAGAAGAGGAAGAUCUCGAGCUUGAUGGACGUGAAGAAGCUGUCCAAGGAGGCAUGCAUCCACGCGGCGCAGAACGAUCGCCUCCCGCUCCGCGUCGUCGUGCAGGUGCUCUUCUUCGAGCAGCUGCGCGCCGCGGCGGGGGGCAACAACCCGGCGGCGGCGGCGGCGGCGGCGAGCGGCGGCAUUGCGCGGCUUCUGGUGGAGGAGGAGGACGAUGACGACGACGAUGUCGGCGGCGGAGGCGGUGGGGACUGGAGCAAGUCCCGCGCGCUGCCGACGCCGACGCCGUCGCUGCUCAAGAAGCAGCUCGGGAGCCUGAAGCUCGCCGCCGCCGGCGACGAGGGCGGCGGCGGCGACGACGGGCGGCAGCUGGCGAGGGUGAGCAGCGUGGCGAACCAGAGCAGCAGGCUGUCGCUGUCGUCGCGGUCGCGGCGGAUGUUCGACAGGCUGUGGGCCGGCGGGAAGCCGCCCGGCGGCGAGGUGGUCAGCAAGAGCUCCGACACGUCGGGGAGCUCGCAGAGCCCGAGGUCGUCGGCGAAGCCGCCGGCGUCCAAGUCGUCGAGCUCGUCGUCGAGGAAUCGGCGCUACUCCGUCUCGUAGUCUAGCUAGCGCGCUGGCAUUGCAUUGCAUGUGUACAGGGGAAAGGAGAGAGAGAGCUUGGUCCAUCAGCAAUGGCGAUGAGCUAGAGUAGUAGUGAUAAUCGUCUCGCAUCUCUGAAGAAUCUGUUCAGAAUUUCAGACUCGCUCGAGCAAAAACAGGAUGCAGCUAGAAAUUCUGUCAUCUGAGACAAAAGAGUAAUCCCCUGGUUUUUGUUCCAACUACGCUUAGCUUGGUGAUAAUCUGUGCAAAUUAAUCCUUUU